AUUCGUUCCACGAACUUCCAAUUAUGGUUGGUUAUCAAAAACGGGGAAGAGGUACCGAUGAAGAAAGUCGGAGACAAGUUGAUCCCCAAGACCGAAGACGAGUUUGAUGCCGAGGACAUCAAAAAGGUCGAGAAUUAUGCAAAAGCAAUAAACAUGCUUUAUUGUGCCGUAAAUCCUGAUGACUACCGCAAGAUCUCUUGCUGCUCAACCGCCAAAGAGAUGUGGGAUAAACUUGAGGUGACGUACGAAGGAACGGACCAAGUACGUGAAGCCAAGAUUGACUUCCUCACCCAAGAAUAUGAGAUGUUCAGGAUGAAGGAGCACGAGAAUAUCGAUGAUAUGUUCGACCGUUUUUCCAAGAUAGUCAACGAUCUUCAUGCAUUAAAGAAGACUUACACCGACAGGGAUCUUGUGCGAAAGAUCCUACGGAGCUUGACAUCCGAAUGGAAAUCCAAGGACGAUGCCAUAUAUGAGUCAAUCGGCACAUCAACUGUCACCAUCGACGGUUUAAGAGGUAAUUUAAAAACUUAUGAAUCUACUAUACUUAACCCGUCUUUGAAUGACCAGAGAAAAGGCAUAGCAUUAAAAGCCUCCAAAGAACCGACAAUGAAUGACUCAAGCGACGAAGAUGAAGUCAAACUAAUCAUGAAGAAGUUUUGCAAACUUCUAAAGAAAGAGAAGGUUGAGGAUGGCCUUGUGUGCUAUGGAUGUGGUGAAGCCGGGCACAUCAAGAAUAAAUGCCCAAGAAGCGGAAGGAAUGCUCGUCACUUCAAAAAGCAAAGAGCAUACAUCUCGUGGGGUGGAGACUCCGGCGAUGAAUCAAGCGAACAAGAGGAAGAAGAAGAAGCAAAUCCUUGUCUCAUAGCUCAAGAAGAAGAGGAGUCCGCCAACAAGCGAAAACCAAGAGGUAUGUAUUUCUUCUACCGGUUCUUAUUCUCUUGAAGAAAAGCAAGAAGCUCUCCAAGAGCUUUAUGACGAGUUUGUUAGCGCUUCUAAAACCAACAAAGCUUUAAUGAAACGUUUUUCUAAUC
Messenger RNA from Cuscuta campestris, 1031 nucleotides. NCBI's taxonomy places the organism in Eukaryota, Viridiplantae, Streptophyta, Magnoliopsida, Solanales, Convolvulaceae. The record is from the annotation of a GenBank genome assembly.